AUGUCCCUUCAUUCUGUGAGUCUGCUUCUUGAAGCGAUCCUACUUAAAGCAAAAUCACUGCAAGAGAUGGGCAGAUUUAAAGACGCUGCAAAGGAGUGCAAGAUGAUUUUGGACAUAGUUGAAUCAGCAUUACCUAACGGAAUCCCUGAUUCCAUAGCUCAAGAUUGCAAAUUACAGGAAAUGUUUCACAAAGCAUUGGAAUUGCUUCCAAAGUUAUGGAUAGAAGCUGGAUUAUUAAAUGAAGCCAUAAUCGCAUACAGAAGGGCUCUCGUUAACUCUUGGAAUUUAGACCCACAAAGAUUAUCAACCCUACAAAAAGACUUAGCGGCUAUAUUACUUUACGGAGGUGUAGAAGCAACCCUUCCCCACCCCAAACCAUGGGACCCACCUUACCCUAAAUCCAACACAGAAGAAGCACUGAUUUUGCUGUUUAUACUCAUGAGAAAAGUAUCAUGUAAAGAAAUAAAGUGGGACCCUGAAAUCAUAAGCCAUUUAACUUUCGCAUUAUCAACAUGUGGCCAAUUCGAAUGUUUAGCUGUUCGUAUCGAACAGCUUCUUCCUUCUGCAUAUACAAGAAUCGAAAGAUGGUUUUUUCUUGCUCUUUGCUACAGCGCUGCUGGUAAAAUCGAAUCAGCCAUCAACAUUUUAAAGAAAAUUUCAGGGUCUUUUAAAGAAGAAUCAAAUUCAAAACCCCAUCUCCCUUCUCUUCUUUUGGGAGCAAAAUUAUGUUCUCAAGAUCCUAAAUAUUCCCAUGAAGGUAUAACUUUUGCUAGAAAAGUGAUCGAAUUGGGUGAUGAAAUUGAAAACAGGCAUUUUGAAAGCAUUGCUCACAAGUUUCUUGGAGUGUGUUAUGGAAACGCUGCUAGGGUUUCGUUUUCUGAUACAGAAAGAGUGGUUUACAAUCAAGAAUCUAUCAGCUCCCUGAAUAAAGCUGCUGCUUCGAUUGGAUUUGAUGAUGAUCCAGAAGUUUUAUUUAAUUUGGGAUUAGAAAAUGCGAUACAGAGAAACUUGGAAGCUGCAUUUGAAAAGAUUAUGAUGUAUUCUGACAUGAUUUGUGGGAGUUCAGCAAAGGGUUUCAAGUUAUUGGCUUUGAUAGUAUCUGGUGAACAAAGAUUUGAAGAUUCUGAGACGAUUGUUGACAUUGGUUUGGAUGAAACUGGAAGAGUUGACCAAUUGGAAUUGCUUAGACUGAAAGCAGUUCUUCAGAUUGCUCAAGAACAGCCAAAACAAGCGAUAGAAACUUACAAGGUUUUGUUAUCAUUGAUUCAGACACAUGGUGAACUUCAAAAAGUCAACUUGGAUUUUGAGGAAAGCGAGAGGAAAUUUGAAAUGGAAGCUUGGUUAGAUUUAGCAAAUAUUUACACAAAGCUGGAGUCUUUUUCUGAUGCUGAAAUUUGUGUUGGCAAAGCAAAGUUAAAGGAAUUCUACUACCCUCGAACUUGGCAUUCUACAGGUUUGUUAUUCGAAGCUCAAUCUUUACACAAAGAAGCACUUGUUGCGUUCUCGAUUUCACUAUCAAUAGAACCGGAUUAUGUCCCAAGUUUAAUUUCAACAGCAGAAACCCUAAUAAAAAUGGGUGGGAGUGGGAGUGGGACCCACACAGUCCCAAUUGCAAGAAGCUUGUUGAUGAACACAUUGAGGUUAGAACCCACAAACCAUGAAGCCUGGUUUAACCUUGGUUUGAUCUGCAAGAAGGAAGGUCUGAUGCACCAAGCUGCAGACUUCUUCCAGGCUGCACAUGAGCUCAACUUAUCAGCUCCAGUUCAGAGCUUUGUCUAAUGGAUAAAUAAAGUAGAGAUUUUUUGGAGAUUAGAAACCUGAAUUUUGUGAAUAUUCAGAUAAUAUGUAUAUCCAUUUAUGCAAUUGUAACAACCUGUUUCAUCAGGUGGUUUGACUUAAUCUGGUAAGCUAAGCUAAACUAUAUAUGAAUAUGAGACUGU
Molecule: messenger RNA, 1940 nt
Organism: Lactuca virosa
Lineage: Eukaryota; Viridiplantae; Streptophyta; Magnoliopsida; Asterales; Asteraceae
Source: the annotation of a GenBank genome assembly